Molecule: messenger RNA, 2652 nt
Organism: Harpegnathos saltator (Jerdon's jumping ant)
Lineage: Eukaryota; Metazoa; Arthropoda; Insecta; Hymenoptera; Formicidae
Product: protein fem-1 homolog B
Exons: 10
Coding region: 80-2041 (653 amino acids)
Molecular function (GO): protein binding
Source: RefSeq, a predicted model, not a curated record
AGGUUACCACGUUCCUGUGUGCUUUCGGUUGAUAUUGUUCGAGUACUGUCAGGACGUCUGGCGACGAGGAGCACGCGACAUGGACAUCGUGAGCGAGAUAAUAGACGAAUUCCAGAAAUCGUUAGCCAAACGGAUUUAUUAUUCAGCAAGGGAUGGAAUGGCGAUCGCUCUUUAUACAUUGCUCAACGAUAGAUCGAACGCCGAUAUCAAUCGCCUAAUUAACCAGAAAUUUUUAGAAGAUGAUGGGCAAAGGUGUACAGUUUUAAUUAUUGCCGCACGUUAUGGACAUGAUAAGGUAGUUAAAAUGCUGCUAGACAAAUUUAAGCCUGACUUAGAGCAAGAAGGGACUGUUAAGUUUGAUGGAUAUGUUAUUGAAGGAGCUAGUGCACUUUGGGCUGCAGCAGGAGCAGGACAUUUGAAUGUUGUUAAAACUCUUGUGAAAGCAGGAGCGAAUGUUAAUCAUCCGACGAAAACUAAUUCCACUCCACUUCGAGCUGCAUGCUUUGAUGGUCGUUUGGAUAUCGUUAAAUAUUUAACUGAUCAUCAAGCAGAUAUAAGUAUUUCUAACAAAUUUAAUAACACCUGCCUCAUGAUUGCAGCGUACAAGGGACAUCUUGAUGUUGUAAAUUUUCUACUGGACAAAGGAGCGGAUCCUAAUCAAAAAGCACUUUGUGGAGCAACAGCAUUACACUUUGCCGCCGAGUGUGGACAUACCAUGAUCGUUCGCGAAUUGUUGAGGUAUGGGACGAAAAUGACAAAGAAUGUAAGCGGUAUGACGCCUUUAAUAGCGGCUGCUGAGCGUACGCGCGCACAAGUAGUUGAAUGCUUAGUAAAGAGAGAAGAAGUAACAAAAGAGGAGAUAAUAGAUGCUUACGAGCUACUCGGAGCAUCUUACGCUAACGAUAAGGAUAGUUACUGCCUAAUUAAAGCGUACAAGUACCUGCAUAAGGCAAUGGAAUUAAGGUAUAGCGAUACUAAUAAUAUUGUAUAUAAGAAACUAGGUUUAACAGUGAAAGCGUACGAGAACUGGAAGGAAUGUGAAACGCUAGAACAAUUAGAAAAUAUCAAAAAUAAUGCUAAUGCCAUACACAUGGAGUCGCUUGCUAUUCGAGAGAGAAUAUUAGGCCUCCACAAUCCAGAACUGACACAUCCUAUAGUAUUCAGAGGUGCAAUAUUCGCGGAUAACGCCAGAUUUGAUAGAUGCAUAGACUUGUGGCUGCAUGCUUUAAAACUGAGGCAGCUUAAUAAUAUAACCGUUGUGACGGAUCUUCUUCGAUUCGCGCAAGUCUUCUCGCAGAUGAUACACGUAGGUGUCGAUCUGGAUAUUUCUCAAGUGAUAAAUGUACUGGAGGCAAGCAUUACGGAAUUGAGCAAGAAUAAAGCCAAGAUGCAAAAUCCAGACCUGAAGGAUGACGCUGAACAGUAUGUUGAAGAGUUGGAGUCAAAUACCACAACGACUUUGUAUAUCUUAACGAUUUUGACGAAACUCAUGACUCUGAACGGGAACAGAUGUAACGAAUCGGAUUUGACUAAAGCGCACCACUUGGUUCACAAGUUGUGCGCGCUACGGAUAUGUUUGAAAGAUGGACAGACUCUGUUACAUCUCGCUGUGAAUGCUGAAACUCCCGUCGACGAUUUUCACACUAACGAUGUUUGCAAAUUUCCGUGCGCGGCCACGGCAAAAUUAUUAAUUCGUUGCGGCGCCGAUGUGAACGCGAUGGACAACGAGAGAAACACGCCGCUCCACAUUAUUGUUGGCUACAGUAAAUCCAUUAGCGAUUUUUCGACUUUACACUCAAUUAUAAUGGAGCUCAUAGAAGCUGGAGCGCAUAUGGACACUGUAAAUAACAGAGGACACACACCGUACGAUGCAGUCACCACAGGCGUAGCUGAAAUAAUACUACGAUCACAGACCAAAUUGUCUCUAAUGUGUAUGGCGGCCAAAGCGGUGAAGGCUUACAAUUUGUCGUAUACCGGCAACGUGCCACGUUGCCUCGAAACCUUUAUAGAGCUGCACGGACCUGGAUUGAAUCAAGGUUGACGAGUGCUCUACAGUUAUUACUGUGAAGAAUCGAAAUUUUCUGUAAUAUUAUUGUACAAAGUACACUAAAAUCAUCGUAAAUAAUGUAAAGUAAAUUGUAUAUCGCGUAUGACACUCGGUCAGCAAUAUGUAUGUAAGGGAUACAUAAACUUGAAAUUCCGUAGAUGUCUUGCGAAAGAUGUUGACGUGCGAUUUAUAUACAUUGCUUAUUGUUUAUACAGUUUAAUAAUUAUAAUAAUUAUAGGAUUUGUGAACAAAAAAAUUGCCUUUUAUAAUACGCAGGAUCCCUCGAGAAAAGAUAAUUCUUUGGUCAGAAUUAUCUUGUCUUACGGGAGUAAUGCAAGGAGUCUGCGCUGAUAUUGAAACAGUUGUAUUCAUCAUCGUACUUUAUAGAUGAUAAAUAAUAUCGCUACGUAGUCACGGCGUUCGGGUUUAUGUUUUUAUGAAGUCUCAAAUAAGCGGAAUUUCGAGAGUCGAAUGGUGGCGAGCAAUGGAAUGUGUUGUAAUUAUGAGCGGCCAUUGUGUAUUCGGUUUACGUUGUCCUCAAAGUUAAAGUUUUUAUUAAUUUUAAUCUUGUAAUUCCUGUGAUAAAUAAAAUCAAACUAAAUGAA